AUGUGGCUUUCUGUAGCGUCACGUGUGGUGGUGCUCCGCUGCGGCGCUCCGCCGGAGCAGCUGCACAAGCUGCGUGUAUUUCUUGCAUCGGUCCUGUUCCUUUUCGGCGGGCUGUGUCUCGUGACGGCAUCAUCCUUCGCAGCAGCGGAAAUGGGAGCUUCGCUGGAGUCGAAGGCGAGGAGCCAGGCAACGGAGCUUCUCACGCACGUGACCUUUGCCAGCUGCAAUCGCCAGAGCCAUGAUCAGUCCUUCUGGAUGACGAGUAUCGCCUCCACGAUCGCUGCGCAAUGCGAGAGGGCCGGCGGCACUAACAGCAAGCCCCACACAGACCUCCUCCUAUGGCUCGGCAACGCUGUCUACGCAGACGUCGAUGAGGCCGGCGUGGCCCUGAGCCUCGCGCGCCCCUCACACGGCGUCGAGCAGGAGUACAAGCUCCUCACUGAAAAUCCGUACUACCGCGCAUUUGUCGAGGAGGUCGUUGGCAAGGACGGGCGUGUGAGCGGCAUCUGGGACGACCGCGACCUCGGCCGGCGCGGCGCGGACGGCAGUUACACUCAGUCAGAGGUCAUUCGACGGUUGUACCUGACAUACAUUUGGAAGGGGUACCCGCUCGCCGUAAAGGACGCCACUGGUGAUGGCACCCCCGGGGCGCUGUACUCCUUCACUGGCAUCCCUGCCCCCACAGACGCGCCGCUCGCGGCACACUUUGUGCACAGCGUCUGCAUAAUAACUCUCGACGUGCGGACGCAGCGGACGGCGCCGCCGAACCUGAUAGAUGCACUCCUGCGUAGCAGUGAGGAGGCUGACCUGCGCCCCCGCGGUAGUAAGGCUGCCGCGCUGGACGCUAAGCUAGCUGAGAUCCGCGACGUGCGCGCACGGGUGAUGGAGGCCGACCUACUUGGACGACGGCAGUGGGCAUGGCUGGAGCGCACAUUCGCCACGUACCUGGCGCCGACUGCGCGCAGCCCCGGUGAUGCAGCGGGUCGUGCGCACUGCGCGGUCACUCUCAUCGCAUCACCGUGGCAGAUUCUGCUGAACGACAACAAACCCUUUGAGGGCUGGGACCUCUACCCCGCCUCCCGCAGUCGUCUGCUCCUCCUGCUGAAGAAGUACAAAGUCGAGCGCUUUGUUUUUCUGUCUGGGCACGCAGAAGUUGGCGAGCUCGGCGUGAUGCAGCGGUCAUCAAAGGAGGGCACUCGGGUUGAAAGUCCGACGGCGACCCUCACUGGCAGCUUCCCGAGAGAGUCGCCGACCCUGCCGGGGUCGAAGCUGCUGCCGCUGCGGCGGUCGACCCUCGUGGAGGUGACGAGCAGCGGCCUUACUCACACCGUGCGCGAGGCACCCUUGGUGGGAUGGCUGGCGCACUGGCUCACGACCUCGCGGAUGGAAGACGACGCAAAGGGCAAUGGCCGGACUCAGCGGCACCUCUUCCUGACACGCAAUACGACGAUGGAGCGGCAGUUCGGAACGGUGCAGGUGAUUGGGGACCGAGUGGCGGCGGCGCGGCACACCAAUGUAGUAGCAGGCUCACGCGAGGAGGUGCUUGCGCGGACAAGAGUGCUCGUCACACUCCACAGUGUGCAGCGGGCUGGCGCACCCCUCAUCACGUUGGAGCGCACGUUGGAGAGUUUGCCGUCCUACGCGGUGGAGCCGUUGGAGGAGGAAGCGAAGGAAGACGAUGCGGUGAAGGCAAUCGACCUCUACGACGCGACUCAUUUACCCCAAUUCAACGUGUACAGCGACCCUGGCUACUAUCCGUGGCUGAAGCGGCGUAUGGCAGCGUGGCAGUGCGCGGAGGUCCCCUGUGUCAGUGGUCAGCACUUUAUGCUUCUGAGGGUAAUAGCGAACCUGGCACUCGCCUUUGCGGUAGUGCUGGUGUUCCUUGCUGCAGUUUACUACUACCAACUGAAGCACCGCGACAUCCACGAGGAGGACGGGGUGAAGUUGAAGCAGGACUGA
This is a messenger RNA of Leishmania mexicana MHOM/GT/2001/U1103, 1959 nucleotides long. RefSeq lists its product as hypothetical. The record is from RefSeq and is a predicted model, not a curated record. The coding region runs from base 1 to 1959 and encodes 652 amino acids. NCBI's taxonomy places the organism in Eukaryota, Euglenozoa, Kinetoplastea, Trypanosomatida, Trypanosomatidae. The transcript has a single exon.